Molecule: messenger RNA, 4179 nt
Organism: Trichophyton benhamiae CBS 112371
Lineage: Eukaryota; Fungi; Ascomycota; Eurotiomycetes; Onygenales; Arthrodermataceae
Product: DNA damage repair protein (Rad9), putative
Exons: 1
Coding region: 1-4179 (1392 amino acids)
Biological process (GO): DNA damage checkpoint signaling; positive regulation of transcription by RNA polymerase II
Cellular component (GO): nucleus
Molecular function (GO): histone binding
Source: RefSeq, a predicted model, not a curated record
AUGCUCAGCAACCAGUCUUUGGCUGUUGCAGAGAAACCCGCCAACUCCUCGUCCUCGAGUGUCAUACAACAAUCUGGGCAGUCGCUAUACAAGACAGCCAUGUCAAAUAUGAAAUCUUCGGCAGUUCAACGGUCGGAUACCACGCCAGAAGUUCAGGAUAGGGAAAUGUCGCCUUCUGGAAGCGCCUUAGGGGACACCCAGCCGGUAUCUCAGUCGGUAUAUGAGGGUUUGUUAAAUAGCAAAGAUAUAGAUGGCAGCCCAUCGGAGCAACCGUUUAUAAAUGCCAUUGAGGCAGCAGAGGGAGGAACCACGCAAAUGACGCUUCAUGAAGGGGACACGGGACAUGUGGACUUGUUUUCUGAUGCUGAUAUCAUAGCGGAUGCUGCCAAUCCUGACGAAGACCGUGGCUCGCAGGCCUCUGACUCGGGUCCGUCCUCUCCGACACGUUACGAGCCAUUCCCAGAAUCACAACGAUUCAAUACCAACACCCCAGCAAUUCAUCAUGGACAUAUGUCGAAUCUUGCAAGCACUACCACACCAUCAACCCUUCGGAACCCUUUUGGUCCAGACAAUAAAACACCAGGGUCUGUAAUGGCUUUAAGCCAGCUGUUCAAUGCAACGCAGGCCACCUCGUCCCCAUCUACUCAUAUGCCUCGUUUAGAAUUACCAUCUGAUAUGCCAUCACCAAAUAUUCCAAUCCAGCGGCCGAUGCGUAGCACCGUGCCUUUCUCACCAAGUUUUCUGGGUUCAUCCAUGUCUCGUCCCGACCCAAUUGAACCGGAAACAAACUAUAUAUCCAUGAAAGAAUCACAAGCUGAGCGAGAAAAACAGCUAUCGAGACUAAAAUCUAACUCAAAUCUUGUUAAUGGGGAUGAUGAUCUAUUUCAGGCUGAAGAAUCUGCCAUUGAACGCCGCAUACGCCAAAUGCAGUCUAAAAAUGAAGUCCGAAAGCAGUUUGAAAAUAUCAAAGCUCCUGCAAGGGUGUCCACUCGCAAAAAUUCCAAGCGAGAUAUUUCAUCCUCACCACCUCUGACUUCAGCCCAUACCACUGCCGGUAGACUAAAAGCUCUACAGUCUGUAAUGGAAGACAAUGGCAGGGAGGAAAAGGUUCUUGACACUGAUCGAGGCGAAGAUAGCGAGGUUGAAACUGAGCAGGAAGAUGUUUGCAUGAUUCAACAGCUUCGCAGCUCUCAGCGGACUCAAUCCUUCGCGGAAGAAGAUAAGGAGAACGUUGACAGCGGUCCAGUUCAACAUUCAACUCUCGCUGUUAGCACUCAUAGUGCACUCUCAAGUGUCUUAGAUCUCGAUCAAAGUCCAUCAAAUAAUCGCCGAUCAAAUGUUGGAGGACUUCACUCUUCCACAGAAACGAGUUCUGUCCAACACAUACCUAAUACAAAGAGAGGAGGACGCCCACCAUGGGUCUUCCAACCAGAAAGGAGUGGAAAUCCUCGAGAAGGUGUUCUUAAAUCCGGCACUCUACGGAAAGAACAGGAAAAUAAUCCCCUAAGCCGUAGGAGCACGAUGAUUGAGACUGACAUGGAGCCCAGAAAAGUAUCAGAGCAAAUACCUUCAUCACCUCCACUGAAAGCCAUCAACAACAUUAUCAACAGCCAGCAUGAUGCAGAGUAUGGCUCUCCAGAUUCGCAGCAUUCGCCGUCACCAUUACCGAAAACAAUAAACCUUAAAAAAUAUUCAACACCUCAUAACCCUGAUACAGAUGCGUCAAAUCUUAACAAUGAGUCCUCCAUAACCUCUCGGGUCUUCGAAACCCCUUCCCAGUCCGCCCCUGAAAGGAGAAAUCUCUUGCAAGCAAUUCCUGAAACUAGUUCUACUGGCAAGCGGCAUGAUUUCGUUGAAUCUACCAGUAAUACUGACAGUCCAACGAAAUUUGACGAUGAUAUUGACGACAUAGAUGAGGACAAUAAUCUUCCUAACCCACCACGAUUCAGAAACUCUGCAAUAUUAAAAUCGCUUGGGUCUCAAGAACUGGCCGCCUCUCGCACUAAUCGUCGCGCCCAAACAAUUUUAUCUAGCCCCAGUGGCCGACAGCGGAGGAGUAUGACGGCUAUUGCUUCGGAUGAGUCCCCACGCCCUGCAGUUUCUGACAUCCCGAUCAACGAAAUUCGCCUACUUAACACCGAUGAUCGGAUUUUUCAGUCAAUGAUGGCUACGGUUGACUCGCCCAUUAAAAGAAGACGCGGGAAUGAUGGGAAAAGAAUCCAGGAGAUUCUUCAGAAUCGUCGGCACAACCUAACUAAUGAGCUGAACAAUGAUAUGCCAGCAUAUAGGCCUAUUUCACCCAUUGGGCCAAUUGAUGAUGAUACCCCUAAGACUCUUCAACGGGCGACCAAACAGCUACACGAACCUUCAAAGCCCCCUGUUGAUGUAGAUACGAAUGAUAUUUGGGAUUUUCAGCCAUCCCCUCAAAGGCCAGUAGAAAAAACUGAACCUACGCUAUCUACUGGCCUUCCUAUCCUUCGGAAAAAGGCACAGAAAGCAGAAGCCCCCCGUUCUCGGAACAAACGCACAGUUAUCGACGCCGUCGUUAUUCACCUUCCAUCUAAUCCAUCCUCAUCUACACCUCUUGAACCCCUAUCACGCACCCCCAGCUCACCCUCUCUCCGACCCCAUACAGAGAGAAGUGAUUCGAUUCUCGACUUAACUAGUGAUAUGGGAAAGCUGAAUGAGAACGUCAUUGCUGCAAAUCAUAUUUUUGCCUUUUUCAAUGGUCGACCAGCCGGAUAUUACCCAGCUGUUUGCUUGGGUUCUAGUGAUGGCGUUACGAGUCAGCAACUCCUUGUACGUUUUGACGAUUCUGAGGAGGUAGAGAAAAUCGACAUUCGAGGAGCCAAAUCCUUAGAAUUGAGAAUUGGUGAUAUCGUUAAGGUCAAUCAUCCGGAUGUGCCUAAAGCUCCGCAUUAUGUGGUAGGAUUUGGAAGAAAACUGCAAUCUUCUUCAGAAGGUGCAGAAGUGAGCGCUUGGGAUAGACAAAUGUCUGACAUUUAUGGUCACACUACUGUCCGAUUGAAACGGAAACUGACCAAGGUGGUUUCCAAAGGUAAAAUCCCCCAGGCUAUCACUGUGCCUAUAUCUAAGAUAUAUCUGGAUCAAAAUCUAUGGUCUCGAUUUGGAGAACGCCCUUACUCCACCGAGUCACUACCAAAAAACCCGCAGGCAGCUGUACCUCAAGCAAUGGAACAAAGUAUGCAUACCCGUGGCACCCAAGCUGAACAGACUCCUGUUGUUGAACCAGGCAGAGCUGGCAUAUUUUCCGGUAUGACUUUUGCUCUUUCCUAUACUGGAAAUGAGAAAAGGGGGAAGCAUAUUGAAUCUAUGCUAUCUGAAAACGGUGGGACUAUCCUCAAAAAUGGAUUUGACCAACUAUUUGAAACGUCUUCCUGGGAGUUAAUAUUGCCCACUGCCAAAGAUGAAGAGCUUCAUACCGAAGGGCCUCUAAUGCUGACCCAACGUGCUAAGGAAAUGGGAUUUACCUGCUUGAUCACAGACCAACACUCACGGCGCGCUAAGUACAUGCAAGCUCUGGCCCUUAAUCUCCCUUGCCUCGCCAGCCAAUGGGUAUUUGCGUGCAUCGAGAAACAGGAAAUCGUGGAAUGGGAACCAUACCUCCUUGCUGCAGGAUCUUCCAUCUUUCUUGACAACGCCGUCAAGUCACGAAUUCUUAGACCCUAUCAUCCCUCUGAAUCCAAAUUUUUGGAUGUCUUCACUACUCGUCCAAAGGUCUUCAGUGACCAGUAUAUGCUCUUCGUGGUGGGACGCAAGCAGGUAGCACAGCAACGACAGGCCUAUGCAUUCCUUACUUGUGCAUUGGGUGCAGAACAUGUUUAUCCCGUUCAAACUCUCCAAACUGCUCUUGACAUACUAUCACAAGCCGACGAACUGCAUCCCAAACCAAAAGGCUGGGUACAUGGGCGCAGUAAAUGGGAUUGGAUAUAUGUUGGCGAUGAAAGUGCGGCAACAACAGCUCGCACGGCUCUAUCUAAGCUUCCGUCGACCAUCUUGAAACCUCCAGCACGAGGCCGUGCUCGAUCUGUUAAACCAUCUCAAGGGCAAGAUGGUAACGACAGGAAGAGAACAGAUGAAAGCGUUAAAAACAUUAAGAUUUUGGAUAACGAGUUCCUUUGUCAAAUUUUGAUUCUAGGUCGAUUGUUUGAGAGAUAG